CCCCUCUCCUUCCUCUCCUUCCCUUUCAGCGAGCUUGUGCUGGGGCAGUGGGCUAAGUGCGUGUAUUGGAGGCAUUGUGCGGAGGUGAGCAAAUUGAUAACAACCCCACCCUUCCUCCGAUUCUGCUCUUCUCACGCUUUCCAAGUCUCCAAGCCUGUUUGGUUCUCUUCCCUUAUCUCUUCCCUUACCAGCCAGUGAAAGUCAGAGUCUUGGGGCUUUGCCGUCUCGCCAGCUCCAGAGAACGCCCGGCGCUCCUUUCUUCGCAAAGUCAAGACCCGGGAUCUCUGCGGCUGUGGCUCUGUGCGCAUCCAACCCACCUUCAGCGUCGCCGCUGGUCUUCUCUUGGCAGCUUUCCCGUUCGUCACUAUGGAUAAACUGGCUAAUGCAAACUCGCAGUUUGCUCUGGAUCUUUUCCAAAAAUUGAAGGAAGCCCACCCAACCGGCAACGUUUUCUUUUCUCCGCUCAGUUUAUCGUCCGCCCUGGCCAUGGUCGUCUUAGGGGCCCGGGGUAACACAGCCUCGCAACUCUUGAAGACACUUCAUUUUGAUGGUGUUGAAGACCUUCAUUCAGUAUUUCACACGCUCAAUGCUAAAAUUAACUGGAGCAAUGCACCUUAUAUUCUGAAACUUGCUAAUAGGUUGUAUGGAGAAAAAACUUUCAACUUUUUGCCUGAUUUCUUGACUAGCACCCAGAAUUUGUAUGGAGCUGAAUUAUCGACAGUGGAUUUCUCAAAUGCUCCAGACAAGGCAAAAAAGGAAAUUAACCAAUGGGUUGAACAGCAGACUGAAGGUAAAAUCCACGAAUUGUUAUCUGAAGGAUCCAUUAAUGAAAUGACUAAAUUGGUUUUAGUGAAUGCUGUUUACUUUAAAGGCAACUGGGCAAAGCCAUUUAAAGAAGAAGAUACUGAAGAGAAGCCUUUUAGACUAAAUAAGAGAGAAAAGAAGAAUGUGAAGAUGAUGUUUAUGAAAGAGAUACUUCCUUUUGGUUAUAUAUCUGAAUGCAAGUGUCGUGUGCUGGAACUGCCAUACAAGGGAAAGGAUCUUAGCAUGAUCAUCCUUUUGCCUGACAGCAUUGAGGAUAAUUCCACGGGCCUGGAACAGCUGGAGAAACAGCUUACUUUGGAAAAACUGCAAGAGUGGACAAAGCCCAAAAAUAUGAAUUCCGGCGCUGAAAUCCAUGUACAUCUACCUAAAUUUCAGCUGGAAGAAAACUAUGACCUUAACUCUUACUUUGCAGCAUUGGGGCUAAUAGAUGUGUUUGACAGUGGCAAGGCUGAUUUGUCUGGAAUGUCAGGAGCUCAGGAUCUCCAUGUGUCUAAAAUUGUCCACAAGUCCUUUCUGGAAGUAAAUGAAGCGGGCACUGAAGCAGCAGCAGCUACUGGUGUUACAUCUGUGCCUUACUGUCUGCUCAUGGGGAAGGAUUUUAAUGCUGAUCAUCCUUUCCUGUUUUUUAUCCGUCAUAAUCCAAUGAACGCUAUACUUUUCCUUGGUAGAUUUGCUUCUCCAUAAAGAAUUCUUCGUAAGUCAUAAAACUGACUGCCAGUCUCCUAACAAAUACGUAUGUCUGUGCUUGCUUGGGGGAAUUGCCAUGAACAAGUUCGGUUCCUCCAGACGUUUUCCAUCUUUGAUUUUCUUGACCUCCUGAGACAGUUAAUAGAUUUUGUGUAACACUUUGCUCUAAAGCAUGAGUCAUGCUCUGGCCAUGCCCACGCCCAGCUUACCAAAGGGGGAAAAAAGUCGUGAUACGUCAUGAUGCCAUGACAAUGUGAAUUUGACUCCCCUGCUUUAAAGGGUAGCCAUCUCUAAUUUAGGACAUUCAGCUGUGUUUGACUGCAGUUCCUUUAAUUUCCAGGUACCUAGGAAUUCUGGGGAUUGUAGUUUGAGCUGUCUAGAAGCCAUCAGGCAGCUACCGUGCAUUGUAUUUGUAAAACAAAUAACACAUGAUUUACUGGAAUAAAGUUGGCUUUCAU
This is a messenger RNA of Ahaetulla prasina, 1970 nucleotides long. RefSeq names its product leukocyte elastase inhibitor-like. The coding region runs from base 367 to 1509 and encodes 380 amino acids. Gene Ontology annotation, molecular function: serine-type endopeptidase inhibitor activity. NCBI's taxonomy places the organism in Eukaryota, Metazoa, Chordata, Lepidosauria, Squamata, Colubridae. The record is from RefSeq and is a predicted model, not a curated record. Gene Ontology annotation, biological process: negative regulation of endopeptidase activity. The transcript is spliced from 7 exons.